Cydia fagiglandana is the source of this 2228-nucleotide messenger RNA. RefSeq lists its product as uncharacterized. NCBI's taxonomy places the organism in Eukaryota, Metazoa, Arthropoda, Insecta, Lepidoptera, Tortricidae. The record is from RefSeq and is a predicted model, not a curated record. The coding region runs from base 58 to 2061 and encodes 667 amino acids. The transcript is spliced from 3 exons.
CGCGUCUUCGCCGCGUAGUGCCGUGUGAGAUGCAGUGAGUGGAACACAGACAGAAAUAUGAGGCUGUCACUGCACCUAGCGGUGGUGCUGCUGGCGCUGCGCCAGACAUGCGCCGAGCCCGACAUCUCCAGCUUCCCCAACCAGAACUACGCGGUCUUCGGAGCCCCCAUCCGCGCGGACCUCGACGAGGACGGCUACUUCUACCCCAAGCCGAAGAUACCCUUCCCUCCGCCGCAGAACGUUUACGUGCCGCAGCCGACACAAGGAUAUGUGUAUGAGAGGCCUACCGUACCUUUCAACCCGCCGACUAGGCCUCCACCGCCGCCACCGCCGCCGCCGACUAGACAAACUCCACCGCCGACCAGACCAACACCCCCGCCGACCAGACCACCGCCGCCGCCGCCGCCGCCGCAACCAACGCAAGGCUACGUUUACCCGCAGCCUAAUAUACCUUUUAACCCACCAACCAGACCCCCGCCCCCACCACCACCACCACCUACAAGACCACCCCCACCACCUACAAGACCACCCCCCAUUUAUUCCACACAAGUCCCCGUCUCAAGAACCACUGGAUACAAUUACCCUAAACCCAGCAUCCCAUUCACAUUCCCAACGCCACCAACUACCGCUCGUACUUUUCCUCCAUCUACUUAUUUACCCCCUGUAACAACUACUAGGAGACCACCCCCUCCAUCCACCUACUUACCCCCAGUAACAACUCCUCGCCCAACUCCCCCGCCAACUACAAGAAGAACUCUACCUCCCACCACUCGACCACCACCCACCAUAAGAACCACAGGUUACAGCUACCCCACGCCAAGCAUAAUCUUUACGAUCCCUACUACUAGGCGCCCUUUGCCUCCUUCUACAUACUUACCCCCCACAACCAGAAGACCAUUGCCACCCUCUACCUACCUACCCCCAGUAACCACACCCCGUCCAACCCCACCACCUACAACUAGGCGACCGACUACUGCUUACCUACCCCCAGUAACUACGCCAAGACCCACCCCGCCUACAACUCGCAGAACACCACCCCCAACCACAAGACCACCACCGACCUACUCCACAAUACUUUACCCUACUAGAACCACAGGUUACAACUACCCCACGCCAAGCGUCACCUUCACUUACCCAACUACGGCUAGAACUUUCCCUCCUUCCACCUAUCUUCCCCCCACUACCCCUAGGAGACCAUUACCACCCUCUACUUACUUACCCCCAGUAACUACGCCUAGGCCCACACCCCCACCGACAACAAGGCCUCCACCACCUCCAACCACGAGGCCCACACCACCCCCUACAAGACCACCUACUUACACAACCCAAUUACCACAAACUAGAACUACAGGUUACACAUAUCCCAAACCCAGCGUCACAUUUACUUACCCAACACCAACUACAACAAGGCGAACUCCCCCCACAACCGCGAGAACUUUCCCCCCAUCGACUUACUUACCCCCAAUCCGUACCACCAGGAGACCGCUUCCGCCAUCUACUUACUUACCCCCUGUGACUACGCCUAGACCCACACCUCCGCCAACAACGCGGCCUCCUCCACCCCCUACCACAAGGCCUACGCCACCGCCCACCACACGCCCCCCACCCACAUACUCCACCCAAGUCCCACAGACUAGAACUACAGGCUAUUACUACCCUCAGCCCUCAAGCCCCUUCACAUACCCCACCAGACUACCAGUGUACAUCCCACCAUCCACAACCAGAGCUCCUCCAAUCUAUUUACCUCCGUCAACCACGGCGCCCCCAGUAUACCUUCCCCCAUCUACCACAAGACCUCCAUACAUCCCACCGUCUACAAGGCCACCCGUUUACAUUCCGCCUCCAACCACCAGAGCUCCCCCAAUCUACUUACCCCCAUCUACCACCAGGGCACCUCCAGUAUACAUCCCCCCGUCUACAACACGAGCACCUCCAAUCUACAUUCCUCCUUCCACGACCAGGGCUCCCCCAAUCUAUUUACCCCCAUCGACAACCCGAGCCCCCUUCAUCGAAGACCAAGGCUACUUCUACGACAAACCGAGAGUACCAUUCGUUUUCUAAGUUAGAUAAAAGUACCUAUAUUCACAGUUGCCAUAAAUGUGAUACCAAAAAGUACUUUUUCUAGUACUUUGGAGUAAGGUUUGUUAUUAGGUCUGGUAUUGAGGCCUAAAAUUUGUUUUAACGAUGUAUAAUAAUUACGAACGAACUUAUUACUCUGUCAAAAUAAA